This is a messenger RNA of Clarias gariepinus (North African catfish), 3111 nucleotides long. It is a transcript of the gene fbxo40.1, whose product is annotated as F-box protein 40, tandem duplicate 1. Gene Ontology annotation, molecular function: ubiquitin protein ligase activity; protein binding; zinc ion binding. Gene Ontology annotation, cellular component: cytoplasm. Lineage: Eukaryota; Metazoa; Chordata; Actinopteri; Siluriformes; Clariidae. The transcript is spliced from 4 exons. The record is from RefSeq and is a predicted model, not a curated record. Bases 224 to 2248 code for a protein of 674 amino acids.
CAGCAACAAAGCAGGAAGAAGCAAUGCACUGACCCACAGUAGGACAACCUGCAUGUUUUUCUUGCUAUGUUGACCUCAUAUUCCACAUGAGGGAGUUAGUGUUUUAUGAUAUGACCGGAUCAUUUUUGCAAAGGUUCACACUUGGAGUCACCUUCAGAUUGAGAUAAAGACUUUUUUUUUUAUAAUCACAUGAUCAAGUUCUGUUUAUCCCGCUGAUAUAAAUAUGGGAAGGCAACAGACUUCAGGAUCAAAACUUCAUAGGCACUGCGAGAGCUGUCACAACAGAUGCUGUAAAGUGCCCUUAGAGGUCUCUGUGUCAUGCAUGAUCAUCAACUGCCGCUUGCUGUGCGGUGCCUCGUUUCACAUGUGCAAAGAGGAUGAACACAUACUGCUGUGUCCUAAUGAGAAGGUGCCCUGCAUCAAUGCACAUUAUGGCUGCCCUUUCACCAUGUGUCGCUCAAAGCUGGCCAAACACCUGGAAGUAUGUCCCGCUAGUGUGGUGGUCUGCUCGAUGGAAUGGAACCGCUGGCCUAUUGAAGAGACAGAACCUCCUGAGUUCUACAAGAAUAUCUUGAAGGAGAGCCACACCCAGGAGCCUCUGGACCUUUCCAUGGCACUGCGGGACCAAAGGCAUUUGUUUCAGUCUCUCAAAAUGAAAGCUCUAUUUCCUGAACUUAUUGAAAAGAUUGAGAAGAAACCUGUCAUUCAAGAACUCGAGGGAGCUGUUGGAGGGUUAUCUAAAGAUGCACAAGAAGCCUUGUUAUCUAUAAAUGCUCUCUCAUGCCUUGAACCUCAGGAGAAGGAGUUAACUCAGGAAGAGAGGGAGGCGAUAGCAAGGAACACUGAUGUAAAAGGCAUUGAAAGGUAUGAGAUCUGGGAGAGGAUGUUUAGUAUGGAGCUGAGUGGCUGCCAGCAAACUGUCAAGUCACUAGGCACCAACCCUGCUUCCAGUAGCAAAAAGCUGAAACCUCAAGUAAAUCCAACGGAACUAGAGAUCCUUAAAGAGGAGGCAGAAACAGAAAUUGGAAAUUCAGCAGCACUUACUUAUAAGUCACAUUUCAAUCCAUAUGAAAUGGAUGAAGAUAAAUUUCUAAUAGCAGUUUCUUUAUUUGCAUGUGACACGCGUCCUAAUAAGACAUUUGUAUACGAACAUUUGGAGCCCAUGAAGAUCAAAACUGUGCGAACGUUCAAAGUUCCCACCAGUUUCAUGGCCCGGCCAAGGUGUAUACGGAAUCCUUCUCAUUACAAAAAAGAAAGCAAAGCUGUUGACACAGAAGACCUGAGCACUGACAUGGAGAACAUGCCAAAAUGGGAUGAGGUUCAAGCAUCCCUUCUGUGCUCUCUGGAGAAGGAACUCAGAGGACACCUUAUUGCCGAGUCCAGUUCUGCAGAUGCACUUCUUAAGGAUGAAGGAACUCAAACUUAUGACUUUUACUCUGCUCCUUUCAAAGCAGAUGCAUCUCUGGCGGAUCUCACGACAGACAAGCCUCUGCAGCUUCAUGUACAGAUACAAACUGAGAGCGUCACAAACAGGCAUAACAAAUGUAGCUCUGUAUUCACAUACAUCUGCAGCCAUUCAUACAGAAGAAAUGAGUUUCCUUUUCAUUAUAAGAACUUUCACUCAGAUAUCCAGUUCUGUUUAAAUGGCUGGUUUGAACACAGGUGUCCUCUGGCUUAUUUGGGUUGCACCUACAGUCAAAGGCAACUCCGGCCUUUUGCACACAAAGCCGCGGUCUCCUACGAUAAAGACCUCAGCACAUUUACUCUCAGACCCGAGGUGCCAUCGGUUCACUAUGAAGGUGUGACGACAGGAAAUACAGAAAGAAAACGAGCACGAAACCAGGACGCUCUAAGCAAGUUGCCUUUUGAGGUUCUCACUCACAUUGCUGGGUUUCUGGACAGCUUUACACUGUCUCAGCUGGCUCUCGUAUCCAGGUUAAUGAGAGAGGUGUGUGGGAUUUUGCUACAUGAAAGAGGCAUGGUUUCGCUCAAGUGGGAGAAGAAAAUCUACUCACAUGGUGGAUGGUGCUGGAGAGCUAAACAUAAGGUCUGGGAAUUCAGCAACUUGUUUUCCCCUGUAGACCAUUGGUGCUUGGACAAUGUCCCCUCAAUGUCUGAACACCUUAAGGUCUGUCCCUAUUAUGAGAUGGAAAACAGAACGGAACCUGUACCUUUAACUGGUGUCUUCGAUUAUGAAAAAGAAGAUAGAGCGCAAAGUCUUGUGUCCAUGUUUAUCAAGGAUAAGUGACUUUUGCAUUGCAGUUAAAGAAAAUAUUUAACAAAAGGGUGGCAUAAUAUAGCCUGAUGUUAUUGUUACCACUGUUAAGUUUAUUAUUUUCCAAUAAUGGUAUGUUCCAAUAUGUUUUAUUUCUCAUAUAUUACAGCAAUUUUUCCAUAAUGACCAUUUAAAAAAUUCAUUAAAGACAUUUUUAUUUCUGUAUAGUCACAUCUAAUGACGUACUAUUAUCACUAUAGCAGCUCUAUAGCAGCUCUAAACAAAACACAUACAGUAUUUAAUCUUUCUUGAAGAUUGGCUGACAUCUUCAUACUGUAUGGCUGACAACUUAACAUUAUAGCUUUGUGUUUGAUUGUUAAAAAGUGCUGACACUGGAGACAUUUUUCAUUAUUGUUAAAUGACUUAUUAUAGAAACUUUCACCAUAUCUAUUAUUAAACUUUUUUGGGAAACUAACAAUUUUUAAAUCUGCAUAUUAUUAAUCUAGUGACUAACUAUUGCCAUUGAAAACAAGAAAGAACACAUUCAUCUACAAAUGUUAUUUGCCCUGCAGCUGGCAUUAAUGUCAGCUAUAUAAACCACUGUGAUAUAAGUAGGACAUAACUCAUAUUUCUAAACCCAUGCAUUGAAACUUCUAUCAUCAAUUUCAACUUCCAUUAUUGGCUGUGAUGAACCUCCUAAACUUUAAUGAAUCAUAUAUUUCCAUCCCUCCCUAUUAUAUGUAAAUAAAUAUUAGUCUAAUCAUUUUACAUUGGUUUGUACCCAAUAGAUAAUUCCCCUUAAGGAAGAUGUACAGUAUAGAAUUAUAAACCGUUAAUAAAAGUCAUCAUAAAAUGAUGCAUUCAAACACUUUGGUUAUUAUGCUAUACCUGUCCUC